GCAGAGUGCACUGUAGCCCCAGUCGCAAUGGAGGAAAGUGACCACGAGGUUCACUCUUCAUCAGACGAGCAGGAUUCCUGCCCUGCCUCCCCUAAUCACAGCAGGGACCAUGAUGCUGAACAGCAUUCAAGCCAAGCGUCAGACGACUCAGAGGUGGAGAACAUUAUGCAAGACCCUCACCACCCAGGAGGGCAUGGCCACCACCACCAUGACCACAAGCACCAUCACCACCAUGGCCACGAGCCUCAUGAUGCAGACAGGGAGGCUGAGGGCGAAGACCGUCCCCACACCCCGUCAUAUUUGCGGCCCCCCGUGGCUGGUAGGGCGCAGUCAGAUUCAGGGUCAGACCCCAGUUUACCGCAGAGCAGGAGCGUGGAGUUUGACGUGUCGUGCCCCGUCAGUCCCUCCAGGCCCAAGAGCCCCUGGGGUCUCUUUGACCCGUACAGCAAUAAUGAGGACCAGGACAAGGAAUAUGUGGGUUUUGCGACACUGCCAAACCAGGUGCACCGCAAGUCAGUCAAAAAGGGAUUUGACUUCACACUCAUGGUGGCAGGGGAGUCUGGCCUGGGGAAGUCCACCCUGGUCAACAGUCUCUUUCUCACAGAUCUUUACAAAGAUAGGAAGCUUCUCAAUGCUGAAGAGCGAAUCACACAAACAGUGGAAAUCACCAAACACACAGUGGAUAUAGAAGAGAAAGGUGUCAAACUGAAGCUCACCAUCGUGGACACCCCUGGGUUUGGGGAUGCUGUAAACAACACUGAAUGCUGGAAGUCAGUGGCUGACUACAUCGACCAGCAGUUUGAGCAGUACUUCAGGGACGAGAGUGGCCUCAACCGCAAGAACAUCCAGGACAACCGCGUACACUGCUGUCUCUAUUUCAUCUCUCCCUUUGGUCAUGGACUCCGGCCUCUGGAUGUGGAGUUUAUGAAAGCUCUGCAUGAGAAGGUUAACAUCGUCCCCAUCUUGGCCAAAGCAGACACACUCACCCCCAGUGAAGUGAAGAAAAAGAAAAUCAAGAUCCGAGAGGAGAUUGAGCAGUACGGGAUCAAGAUAUACCAGUUCCCCGACUGUGACUCUGACGAAGAUGAGGAGUUUAAGCAGCAGGACACUGAGCUGAAGGAAAGCAUCCCCUUUGCAGUAAUUGGCAGCAACACAGUGGUGGAGGCCAAAGGGAAGAGGGUACGAGGCCGUCUCUACCCCUGGGGCAUCGUGGAGGUGGAGAACACGGCACAUUGUGACUUCGUGAAGCUGAGGAACAUGCUCGUUCGCACGCACAUGCAAGACCUGAAGGACGUGACCCGGGAGACUCACUAUGAGAACUACAGAGCCCACUGCAUCCAGAGCAUGACCCGCAUGGUUGUGAAGGAACGCAACCGCAACAAACUAACCAGGGAAAGCGGCACAGACUUCCCUAUCCCCGUGGCGCCCGGAGUGGCUGACAGCGAAACAGAAAAGCUCAUCCGAGAGAAAGACGAGGAGUUGCGGCGGAUGCAGGAGAUGCUGGAGAGGAUCCAGGAUCAAAUGCACACUCAGAAAGACGCCUAUUAACACAGGACCACAGUCACACUCUGUUUAACUGGGAUAUGAAAGAAGAAAAAAACACCCAGGAAACCUUUAUUCCUCUCCAGAACACUGACAUCCCUACGUGUCCACCAAACCACCACUCGACCUCAUCAACAGCACGUUUCACAUGGAUCAGGGACCUGCGAGGAGGUGGUAAGGUGUUCUGACAUGUGCAGCUCGACGACUCCCUUUGUCCUCUCCAGAGUCUCUGACGUUACAACACCACUGCUGCAAAACACUCAGCCCUCCAGCCAGUUCAGUUCUGUCAAAAGUUUCAAAUGCUACAAAUAAAAACCGGAUUGUUGUCAGCUUCUCUAGUUUGGGGGUUUGUUUAGUCGACUUUAAUGCUAAGGACAGUGAUUUUUCAAAUAUCUGAACUUUAUUUAGCCACAUGAUCACAGGGUUGUUGUUUUAUUCUGAUUAUUAUUUUUCUUUUACGUGAGUUUUAAAUGUGGUGGCCUGCUCAGAUUUUUUAAGCACACUUUUCUGGUGCUAGUGUUUAUUUUCAUUAUCUUUAAAAAGGUCAACAUGCAUAUAUACUGUAAUAAUUUAAUUUUCUAUUUUACAUUGUAUUGUUUUUUCAUCUUUUAUGUGUUCCUGGUUUUAUUUAACUCCACCCUUCUACACUACUUUACAUUAUGUAUGGAUGACUGUUAUAUGCAGAUUUCCCUUCAGCUCAUGUUCUGCUGGUUCAUUUGGUUUCGUUUUUAUGUGAGGAUUGUUGUGACUUUGUUUUAUCAGCGUCUGCAUGUUUCUCAUACCGUAGUUGCCACCUCUGCUGCCUGACAGCAUGGAUGUUAGUGGAUUUGCUCAGUGUUGGCCAGUCUUAACUCGCUGCAAUGCUUACUGCCAUAUCAGCAUUUAAAAAUAAUCCAACUUUUUACAUGACAAAGGAAUCCAUUACUUUGGGGAAUUCCUCAAAACAGAGUCGUUUCAAAGUCGCUUCAUCUUGUGGGGGCUGAUCACGACCAUCAACAGUUCACAUGUGAGAGCUGAUGACAUGACACCUGUUCGUUGUUAGAGGUGAUUAGGACUUUCAAAAGACAAGACCCUUAAUUUGCAUGAGGCAAGUUUCCAAGGGAAGGGCCGCAUCAGAGGCCAUGCAGUGUGUUUAUUUUUGCAUGUGUUAUUGUGAAGGUCACUCAGAUUGCAGAUCAAUUAAGUGAUCUUACGGUUAUUUAUGGGCAAUAAAAAUAUGUAGCUAUUCAAUUGUUGGGGAAAUUGAGAAGGGUUUUCUUUUGUUAGAAUUAUAUCCUCAUUUCAAGGGAACGUAUAAGUUGGAUGUGUUUGUAACCUUAAUAACCAAAGCCAACAAUGACAAACUUCACUGUCCUCAAUUUGGGAUUUUGUGUGACUUUUGUGUUUUAUUGACAAGAAGAAUAUUGCUUUGGGAAACUUAUCAAAGCCAAGAGUAAUGAUGAAAACUAUGGAAUGAACUUGAUUCUCUCGCUAAGUGUUUCUGUUUUUCACCCCCCCCCUUUUUUUUUUAUUUAAUGACUCUGCCUUGUUGUGUGACCUUUGUUAUGUAAAAAAAAACAAAAAACACAUUCCUUGAGCUUGUGUCCCAGAGUCAGGUAUUACGUCUGUUUUUGAAUUAUUUUCUAUUAAAUUUGUCUUUUGUUAUUCUACUUUUUGGAGUAUAUUUGUGUAAUAAAUUUAUAAAUGAACUGCGGAUGGGGAGGGCAAUAUGUACAAAUUCUAAUAUUGUAAUAAAUAUGAAUAUAAUUUCAC
Messenger RNA from Chelmon rostratus (copperband butterflyfish), 3294 nucleotides. RefSeq names its product septin 4b (gene septin4b). Gene Ontology annotation, cellular component: synaptic vesicle; cell division site; microtubule cytoskeleton. The record is from RefSeq and is a predicted model, not a curated record. Lineage: Eukaryota; Metazoa; Chordata; Actinopteri; Chaetodontiformes; Chaetodontidae. The transcript is spliced from 12 exons. Gene Ontology annotation, biological process: regulation of exocytosis; cytoskeleton-dependent cytokinesis. The coding region runs from base 28 to 1548 and encodes 506 amino acids. Gene Ontology annotation, molecular function: GTP binding; molecular adaptor activity; GTPase activity.